Molecule: messenger RNA, 717 nt
Organism: Phalaenopsis equestris
Lineage: Eukaryota; Viridiplantae; Streptophyta; Magnoliopsida; Asparagales; Orchidaceae
Product: mediator of RNA polymerase II transcription subunit 32-like
Biological process (GO): root development; cold acclimation; leaf senescence
Cellular component (GO): mediator complex
Source: RefSeq, a predicted model, not a curated record
UCACAGCCCAUCCCGUAAAAGUAGUUUCGUCGGGCUCCUCCCGGUUAUAUAACUCCUCUCCACACCCAACCUUCCCCUUUCUUCCUCCUUGCGACGUCUCCGGCCAUGGACGGAACCGUCGACGCUCUCAGCAGCGCGUACCACGACUUCGUGGCGCCGCCCGCCGUCAUCGAAGCCAAGGAGCAAUCCGGAGGGCAAAAGACUGCGGCCACCGAAGCUGCCCUCGAGAACUUCAAGCAACGGUGGGAACUCUUCCGCGUCGCUUGCGACCAGGCGGAGGAGUUUGUCGAAUCCCUAAAGCAAAGGAUCGGUUCGGAAUGCCUUGUCGAUGAGGCCACCGGCGCGACGCCGGUGAAACCCGGACAGCUAUCUGGCUCCGGCAUACCGCCGAUCAGCGCAGUGAGGCUGGAGCAGAUGAGCAAGGCGGUUCGAUGGCUGGUGAUCGAGCUACAACAUGGUUCCGGGGCGGUUACUGGCGGCGGGUCGGUGGCGCAUCAUAACGCAUCUGCUCCGUUUGAUACUAGGUUUUCGGAUGACUCGACUCAGUAGGUAUGCUAAUUAGGGUUUGUUUGAGUUUUGUUUCGAUCUGUACUUACUUCCAGGGAAUCGUACCGAUGGAUGGAAACUAUAGAUGCUGUUAUGAAGUAUUUAAUAUUUAUGUUUUUCGAAAUCUUGGUUGGAAUAGCAGUGAAGCCGAGUGAUCCCGGAAUUUCUUUA